AUGUCGAAAAGAUCCGCACCAAUUGAUGAUUCAAAUGGCGUCAACAACGACCGCGCGGUGUCAAGCAAGCUUGCUUCCGAUGCUGUUCCAAGUGCUGGUGUGACACCUGUGGCAGGCGAUGAUGUCGAGAUGGGUGAAUUCGAGGACCAGUUCAGUGAUGAGUUUGAGAGUGAUGGCGAAAUUAUUCAGAUGGAUGGAGAAGAAGACGACGAGGACCAGGAUAUCGAGGUGGACGCUGAGAUUGAUGGGGGCGACCGUUCCGAGACCAUCCAGCAAGAUGAGUCUAAUGAGCAGGAUCAGGGUUCCUCCAACGCAGAGCCGCAGCAGCAGCUUUAUUUGCCUCACUUGUCAAAGCCACUUGGUCCAGACGAAGUUUUAGAGGCAGACCCUUCAGUCUACGAAAUGUUGCAUAACGUCAACGUUACAUGGCCAUGCAUGACACUAGACGUUGUUCCCGACCGUCUUGGGUCUGAGCGUAGAAACUACCCACAGUCGCUUCUGAUGGCGACUGCCACUCAAGCCUCCAAGAAGAAGGACAAUGAACUGUUGUGUCUGAAACUAUCUCAGCUCAGCAAGACUUUGGUGAAAGACGAAAAUGAAGACAGCAGCGACAAUGACGAGGACGACGACGAGGAUGAGGACCAGGAUCCCGUAGUCGAGAAUGAAAACAUCCCACUAAAGGACACUACCAACAGAUUGCGCGUCUCACCUUUUGCAUCCGAAUCGCCUGAAAAGCUCACUGCGACCAUGAGUGAAAACGGGGAAGUGCACAUAUUCGACCUAGGCCCCCAGUUCAAGGCCUUCGAAACCCCAGGCUAUCAGAUACCAAAAACCGCUAAAAGACCAAUUCACACCAUCAAGAACCACGGCUCUGUGGAAGGGUAUGCUCUUGACUGGUCGCCCUUGCAUAAAAGCGGCUCUUUACUGACUGGUGACUGCUCAGGAAGAGUUUACCUUACACAGAGACACACAUCCAAAUGGGUUACAGAAAAAACUGCCUUCAGCGCGGACAAUAAUCAAUCGAUUGAGGAUAUUCAAUUUUCCCGCACAGAAGCGACAGUCUUCGCUACAGCUGGCUGCGAUGGCUAUCUCAGGAUUUGGGACACCAGGUCCAAAAAGCAUAAACCUGCCAUCUCCGUAAAGGCCUCCAAUACAGACCUUAACGUUAUCAGCUGGAACGAAAAGAUCGGAUAUCUUUUGGCCAGUGGUGACGACAGCGGUUCUUGGGGUGUGUGGGACUUGAGACAAUUCUCUCCUGCAACAGCAGCUUCCACGACUCCUGUUGCUCAGUACAACUUUCACAAGGGUGCUAUUACGUCGAUAGCAUUCAACCCCAACGACGAUUCCAUCAUAGCUGUGGCCAGCGAAGACAAUACUGUCACACUAUGGGAUUUAUCCGUUGAGGCUGAUGAUGAAGAAAUCAAACAGCAAGCUGCAGAGACCAAGGAACUGCAAGAGAUUCCAGCUCAGCUUCUUUUCGUUCACUGGCAAAAAGACGUCAAAGACGUCAAAUGGCACAAGCAGAUUCCAGGUUGCCUCGUGAGUACUGGUAGUGACGGUCUAAAUAUAUGGAAGACCAUCAGUGUUUAA
Molecule: messenger RNA, 1590 nt
Organism: Lachancea sp. 'fantastica'
Lineage: Eukaryota; Fungi; Ascomycota; Saccharomycetes; Saccharomycetales; Saccharomycetaceae
Source: the annotation of a GenBank genome assembly